Brachypodium distachyon (stiff brome) is the source of this 1311-nucleotide messenger RNA. RefSeq names its product 50S ribosomal protein L4. The record is from RefSeq and is a predicted model, not a curated record. The transcript is spliced from 7 exons. Gene Ontology annotation, cellular component: ribosome. Lineage: Eukaryota; Viridiplantae; Streptophyta; Magnoliopsida; Poales; Poaceae. Bases 126 to 995 code for a protein of 289 amino acids. Gene Ontology annotation, molecular function: structural constituent of ribosome. Gene Ontology annotation, biological process: translation.
CGCAGACUGACUUGGCUCCUCCUCCUCCUCCGCCGCCGCCCCACUCACGACCUUGUCUCACUACCGCGGCAUUCCGCCUGUUUGUGCGCCGCCGCCGCCGCGUCCUCUCCAUUCCUCGACGCCCGAUGCGCGCCCUCGCGCGCGCCGCGUCGCUCCUGCACCGCGCCGCGGCGUGCACGCAGCCGCAGCACCUCGGCGCCGGCGGCCGCCCGCUCCUCGCCAAGAUUUUGCCAAAUGUCUACUUCAAUGGGUAUUCUACUCUUUUGGCCCCAGCAAAUGAAGGGAUGAUUCCAUCGGAACUUCUAUCUAGCAAGACUGUGUGGACACCAGAUCGAGAGCUCGGGCAGUAUGAGGACCUAGUAGCUAGAGUAACAAACUUCCAUAAUGAGGACAAAGGAUUCAUGGUAUUGGAUGGUGAUGUUUUUGAUGUACCAAUUAGGAAGGAUAUUGUUCACAGAGUAGUAAGGUGGCAGCUCGCUAAAAGACAACAGGGGACACACUCAACUAAAACUAUCAGCGAAGUGAGUGGCACAGGAAGAAAGCCUUACGCGCAAAAGGGAACUGGAAGAGCACGUCAUGGAACAUUGCGUGGUUGCCAGUUUCGAGGCGGUGCGACCAUGCAUGGCCCUAAACCACGAAGCCAUGCAUUCAAGUUGCAAAAGAAAGUACGACGUCUGGGACUUAAGAUAGCCUUGUCUGCUCGAACAGCUGAGGGGAAGCUUUGCAUCUUUGAUGACUUGGACCUCCCUAGCCACAAGACAAAGAACAUUGUGCAGUACAUAAAGCAGAUGGAUGAGACGAAGAAGGUUUUAUUGGUGGAUGGAGGUGACAUCGAUAAGAAGUUAAAGUUGGCUACUCAGAAUCUUCACUAUGUGAACGUCAUCCCAUCAAUUGGCCUCAAUGUCUACAGCAUCCUGCAGCAUGACACCCUUGUAAUGACUCGGGCCGCCAUCAACAGAAUAGUUGAGCGGAUGCACACCCCCAUCAACCGCUAGCAAACCGGGAUUCAAUGGUAUCUGCCUUGUCGCAGACUUGCUUCAUCAGUCCCCUGAUGCUACUAGGCCGUCAGUUCUCGCAAUGCUGGUGGAUGAAAGUAGCUCCGACAGAAUUUUUUGUUUUUCUCUUCCCAGAACAUUCAUGGGCUAAUCGUUUCCAAGGCCUGAAACUCUGUGGCAUGAAACGUGUCAAAGUAGGAAACAAAUGUGUUGUACCGAGCAUGCGCUCCUGAGGAUUUUAAAUAAAAACUAACUUUGUUUCAAAAACUUGAGGUUGUACCCCUAUGAUUUGCAAUCCAAAGUUUUCUUUUCCUAA